Molecule: messenger RNA, 978 nt
Organism: Ictalurus punctatus (channel catfish)
Lineage: Eukaryota; Metazoa; Chordata; Actinopteri; Siluriformes; Ictaluridae
Gene: gzmk
Product: granzyme K (granzyme 3; tryptase II)
Biological process (GO): proteolysis
Molecular function (GO): serine-type endopeptidase activity
Source: RefSeq, marked provisional
CAGUCCUCAUUUCUGCACUCAAGAGCACACCAUGCACGUGCAACAACGUUCCCUUCUUCUGAUUCUCACCUUGUUUCAAGCAACAGCUUGCUCAGGCAGUUUCAUCAUAGGAGGCCGAGAGGUGAAAAAACCUAAACCAUGGAUGGCCUCAGUCCAGUCCAAUAACUCGCACAUCUGUGGAGGAACUCUUAUUCAUCAGCAGUGGGUUCUGACAGCUGCACACUGCAAAACUUUUUUACAAUUUAAACCAAUCGAAGUGCUUCUCGGUGCUCACUCUCUGACGAAGGACAAAAAUGCUAUGCGAGUGAAAGUCCUAUGCUUUCACAUCUCACCAAAGUUCAGUGCUACAACUAGGGUUCAUGACAUCAUGCUCCUGAAGCUCCAAGACAAAGUCCAGCUUAAGAAAAACAAGGUAGACGUUAAGAAGAUUCCCAAAUCAGGCAAAGACAUCCCAGCAGGGACAAAAUGUGAAGUAAGAGGGUGGGGAACCACUCAUGUAAAAAAUCCUAAGGCGUGUGACACCUUGCAAGAGCUGGAGGUGACGGUGGUGGACAGGGAUCUGUGUAACUGCUACUACAACAGCAAACCUACCAUCACUGCCAACAUGCUGUGUGCAGGAAACAAGCAGAGGGACAAAGAUGCAUGCUGGGGGGAUUCUGGCGGACCUCUGGAGUGUAAGAAAAACAUUGUGGGUGUGGUGUCAGGAGGAAGUGGCUGUGGCAAUCCCAAAAAACCUGGUGUCUAUACUCUUCUCUCAAAGGAACACAUUGACUGGAUCAACAAGAUAAUUAAAAAGUAAUCCAACAGCACAGAGGCUUAGAAACACAACAUUUAUCAGUGCUUGCAGUAUAUAUUGUGUCAUAUACAGUAUCUGUCCGCAUAUACAAGAGGUAUAUUUGCUUGCUUGUUGGUUUUAUCUGAUCUUUUACUUCACACAUAUAGCUGAAAUUGAACAGUACAGCAAAAAAAAAAAAAAAA